AUGUUUGAGGAAAAACUUGAAGACACUGACCGAAGGAGCCAGCAUCAGCUAGACAUCUUGGAGAGAGAGAGAAGGCAUCUGCAGAGGCAGCUGGCUCAGCUGCAGCCUGUGGGUGAGAGAGAGAGGCUGCGUAUGGACAGUCUGGGCUCUCGGGAAGACUCAGAUCAGACAGAGUCUGACAGAGAGGACAUUGAAGUGGACGUAGAAAGCACUGAGUUCUCCCAUGGAGAGAUGGACAGUGUCAGCACAAGUGGAGUAAGUGAUCUGGAUGACCACAGCAGCCGACAGAGCUCCAUCAGUGACGAAGGCUACUCCACCUGCAGUCUCAAACUGGCCUUCAAUGUCUGAAGCACCAGCUUAGCCUAUCCCUCCAGCUGCAGUGUCCUCACCGUAACACUAGGCUAAAGCUCCAUCCUCUUGCAGUUUAGACUAACUGUUCAGAAGUACCAGCCUAAGCCAACUCCUCCAACCCAGAACCUGCCUUACGUUGAGUCCCAUUUACAAGGGCUCUUUUGAAGAGUCAACAUUAAUUAAUCAUGUUAUGUACUCAAGUAGAACUCUCAUGGCAAUAUACAACUUCAUUUUUGAAGCUGAAACUCGACUUAACCAAUUACCUGAAUGCCCUUAUUUUACAGGCUUCUGCAACAGAUGCAUAACUCCAUUAAAGCUACACCAGCAAAACAA
Molecule: messenger RNA, 684 nt
Organism: Periophthalmus magnuspinnatus
Lineage: Eukaryota; Metazoa; Chordata; Actinopteri; Gobiiformes; Gobiidae
Product: max-interacting protein 1-like
Exons: 4
Coding region: 1-348 (115 amino acids)
Source: RefSeq, a predicted model, not a curated record